Solanum dulcamara is the source of this 765-nucleotide messenger RNA. RefSeq lists its product as uncharacterized. The record is from RefSeq and is a predicted model, not a curated record. The transcript has a single exon. NCBI's taxonomy places the organism in Eukaryota, Viridiplantae, Streptophyta, Magnoliopsida, Solanales, Solanaceae. Bases 229 to 534 code for a protein of 101 amino acids.
UCUUGCUUAAAUAUGUCAUGGAAAAGGGCAUUAAUCAUAAAAAAACAAAAAAGUAUGCACAUGACAUAUGAUCUCAGGCUUACAGUAAAUACCUGAAUUAAUCAUGCUGAAACUUCUAUAUAAACUCGAGGUUAAGAAUUUGACUUUCCAUGUAUACACUAGGCUAUAUAUUAGAUUUUUCAAAUAGCCUAGUUUCUUUAAUCAAUAAAUAAAUUAAUGAAUUAAACGAUGCUUCAAGGUUCAGGGGCAUCGUUCAUGUUUGGCUUGGCAGUUGGGUCGAUCCCAAUGAUGUCAAUGGCCGUGUUUGGUUCUGCUAAUUGCUUCGAAAAGCCGAGACCACCGCCAACGGGUGGUGUUGCUACUGGUGGAGGAGAAAUUGCUUGUAGCAGUACUAGUACUAGUACAAGUACUGCUACUUCAAGAUCAAUUGGUAGUAGAAGAAGAAUGGGUAAUAAUGUUGAUGGUGGCAGGGGAAAAACUUGUCCCAGUGUUAUGCUUGUCAAGGAAAUACUUCCAUCACUUGUCCUGCGCUAGUCGAGGUGCAUGCAAGCUGGUCCAGACAUCACAAAAAAAUGAACGAUGUGUGCUUAGUUUGUGUGGAUUUCAAUAUGGAUGUGUGUAGAAUUCGUAUAGGUCUUUGCGCUAGCUGUGAUAUAUAUGUGUCUGUUUGUUCUGGUUAUGUGCUUUAGUCUUGACUUGUGAUCUAGCUUAGCACAUGUAACUUACUUUUAAUUUGGUUGUAUAUACAUUUACUUAAUAUUCUUG